AUAUAUAUAUAUAUCACCUUCUACAGCAGUAUCAUGAUAUAUAUAUAUAUCACCUUCUACAGCAGUAUCGUGAUAUAUAUCACCUUCUACAGCAGUAUUGUGAUAUAUAUAUAUAUCACCUUCUACAGCAGUAUCAUGAUAUAUAUAUAUAUCACCUUCUACAGCAGUAUCGUGAUAUAUAUCACCUUCUACAGCAGUAUCGUGAUAUAUAUCACCUUCUACAGCAGUAUCAUGAUAUAUAUAUAUAUCACCUUCUACAGCAGUAUCGUGAUAUAUAUCACCUUCUACAGCAGUAUCGUGAUUUAUAUCACCUUCUACAACAGUAUCAUGAUAUAUAUCACCUUCUACAGCAGUAUCAUGAUAUAUAUCACCUUCUACAGCAGUAUCGUGAUAUAUAUCACCUUCUACAGCAGUAUCAUGAUAUAUAUCACCUUCUACAGCAGUAUCGUGAUAUAUAUCACCUUCUACAGCAGUAUCAUGAUAUAUAUCACCUUCUACAGCAGUAUCGCGAUAUACAGUAUCACAAUAAACAUGAUAUACAGCAGUAUCACAAUAUACAUAUCACAAUAUACAGCAGUAUUGUGA
This is a messenger RNA of Lottia gigantea (owl limpet), 585 nucleotides long. RefSeq lists its product as hypothetical. The transcript has a single exon. The annotation marks the transcript as partial. Lineage: Eukaryota; Metazoa; Mollusca; Gastropoda; Lottiidae. The record is from RefSeq and is a predicted model, not a curated record.